CUUAAUGUCUGGUGAAAGGCGUGAAAGCCAAAAUAUUGUUUUUAUUUUCUGUCGCGUAAUAACUGAACUUGCAGAGACGAUUUCACUACGCUCGUAAGGCGUAAAUAGUUUUAACGACGAGACAUGGACAGUGAGGUUAUAGGAAUCAGCUAACGUUUGCUAACUUAAGUAUCCUUCAGCUAGUAAGGUGUCAGAAGUUGGCUAGCUCCAUGCUAGCUACAACGUAACGGACGGGACGAAUAGACAGCUAUCUAUCAUUAGCUUUGGAUAGCUUGCGGUGGGUCCAAAUAAAAACUUCCUCAUUCGUCUGGCCGUGGUAAGCGUUUGGAGGUUGUUCUUUUUGUACGCGGAGACAACUUCAAUCAGCAUAUAAGUAAACAUGGAUCCCUUUGACAGUAACAAUGCAGAGCGAGCCAACUUGCCAAGGAACAUGAUUGAGAACAGUAUGUUUGAGGAGGAGCCUGAUGUUGUGGAUCUGGCCAAAGAUUCCACAGCAUUUCCGACAUUUCCAGCUCUUGACCCGGAUGAGGUGGCGUAUGAGCCUCGUAGCUCACGGUUGCUGGUUCGAGGUCUGGGAGAGAAUGAGCUGGAUGACGAGGAGGAGGACUGUGAGUCUUCAGCUCGUCUCCUGGGUAUGUCCUUCAUGAAUCGUAGCUCUGCCCACAGAGCCAACUCCUCGCCCUACACCAGACAGCCCCCACCCAGGUCAUGCUCACGACCCUCAGUACGUACCAUGGUAGUAUGUGUGUUAUUCCUGGUGAUAGUGGCCUCUAUGACCAUGGUACUGUACUUCCUACCUGGAUGCACCUUCACUAAGACAGGUUGUCGCAAACCCAACACCACCACUCCCAUUGAGCCAGUCUAUCCUAUAUCCACCAACGGUGAACUGUUCCCUUGGACAAAGCUGCGACUCCCUGUCAGCAUACAACCUCUAAACUACGAUCUCAACCUGAACCCUGACCUCAAGACCAUGACCUUCACCGGCCACACUGUUAUCACCAUGCUUGUGCUGCACAACACCAAACGCAUUGUCCUGCACAGUGCAGAUCUCAACAUUACCAAAUCCACUUUGAAGCUUGAUGAUAAUACAUCCAUAGAUGUGACUGUGCUGGAGUACAAACCAAGACAGCAGAUAGCUGUCAAGUUUACUGAGGAGCUGAAGGCAGGCCAGCACUGUGUUUUAACCCUGGAUUAUUCUGCCAACCUGUCACACAACUAUGACGGCUUUUACAACAGCUCAUACACUGAUAAAAGUGGAACCAAGAGUGUCCUAGCUGCCACACAAUUUGAGCCUCUGGCUGCCCGGAAGGCCUUUCCUUGUUUUGAUGAGCCAGCUUUCAAAGCCUCCUUUCUGGUUAAGAUCACCCGAGAGCAUGGCUACAUAGCGCUUUCCAACAUGCCGAAGGCAAAGACCACAACACUUCUCAAUGGCCUCCAGCUGGAUGAAUUUGAAAAGAGUAGCGUCAACAUGAGCACAUACCUGGUGGCAUUUGUCAUCGCCAACUUCACCUUUGUUAGCAGAAAUGUCUCCAACACAGUGGUGUCUGUGUACUCUGUGCCAGAGAAAAAGGAACACACUCUUUAUGCUCUGGAUACAGCCUCUAAACUGCUGAAGUUCUACAAUACUUUCUUUGAUAUCAACUACCCCCUCAGCAAACUAGACUUGGUAGCCAUCCCAGACUUUCUGGCGGGAGCCAUGGAGAACUGGGGUUUAAUCACUUUUCGAGAGACCAGUUUGUUGGUGGACAAAAAGUCCUCUCCCCUGGAGAAGCAAUUAGUUGCCUCUGUCAUAGCACACGAGCUCGCUCAUCAGUGGUUUGGUAACCUGGUCACCAUGCGCUGGUGGAAUGACCUGUGGCUAAAUGAAGGAUUUGCCACCUACAUGCAGUAUAUGUCUCUACAGAGAGAGUUUCCCCAGCUGGAUAUUGGAAACCUGUUCCUGGGGGUGCGGUUCAGAGCCAUGGCCAAAGAUGCAUUGAACUCCUCCCAUGCAGUGUCUGCACAGGUCGACACACCUGAACAAGUAGCAGAGAUGUUUGACUCUGUCUCCUAUGAAAAGGGUGCAUCCAUUCUUCUGAUGCUUAAUGCAUCUCUGCCAGGGGAGCAGUUUAGAAAAGGCAUAAUUGAAUACCUGAACAAGUUCAAUGGAUCAAACACUGUCACUGAUGACCUCUGGAACAGCCUCACACAGGCUGAGGUUUCUCCCCAGCACCAGAGUGUCGCAGAGAUGAUGAGCACGUGGACGCUUCAGAAAGGCUUCCCAUUGGUCACUGUCAGUCGCAAAGGAGAUGAGGUGACCCUGACACAGGAGCAUUUCCUACUCACUGCUGACAAUACCACACAAUCCUCCAGUAGCUUGUGGCACAUUCCUGUGACAUAUGUGAAUGACAGCUGCAGCUUGGCCCCUGAAUGCAGACAGAUGUUUACGUUGAAGUCCAAGUCAGGAACUCUUAAGCUGGCAGGAAGUGUGAAGUGGUUAAAGUUGAACUAUAAGAACACGGGGUUCUACAUCGUCCAUUAUGGAGACGAGGGCUGGGCAGAUCUCAUAGAUGGUUUGAAAGGAGACGUCAAUGUUCUUACAUCUGAGGACCGGGCCUCACUGAUACAAAACAUCUUUGCUUUGUCAAGACUGGGUCGAGUGUCAUUCCGUCAUGUUCUUAACCUGAUGAAAUAUGUAAGCAAUGAAACAGAGACUGCUCCUCUGACUGAGGCCCUAUUACAACUUGGCACCAUCUAUCGAAUGCUGGACAAUAGACAGGAGCAGAUUCUGGCUGCCCGCAUGAAGGUAUAUAUCCUGAAACAUUUUGGUGAUCUGAUGGACAGCCAGAAAUGGGAAGAGGAAGGGAAUGUGUCUAAACAGGAGCUGCGCUCAGCCCUUCUUCAAAUGGCUUGUAAUCUGGGUAAAAGUGAAUGUAUUCACCAAGCCAAAGCUCUCUUCAAGCAGUACAUUGACUCCAAUAGGACCAAGCUGAUCCCAGGUGAUUUACAGCGAGUGGUGUUCACUGUGGCUGCUCGGUCCGAAGACGAUUGGUUGACUUUGUUGGAGCGCUACACAUACAUCACCUAUGAUGCAGAGAAACGAACGAUACUACAGGCCCUAGCAUCCACUCAGAACAUACGGAGAAUUGUGUGGAUUCUGAGGGCCGGGCUAGAGGGGUAUCACAUUCAGACACAGGAAUUGCCAUUGGUCAUCAGCGCUGUGAGUGACGGCUUUGCUGGCCACUUGUUUGCCUGGGAUUUUGUACAAGAGAAUUGGGAUCACCUCAUAAAGAAGUUUCCUGUGGGCUCGUUUGCCAUUCAGAGCAUCAUCAAGUCCACCACCUCCCAGUUUUCCACCCAGGCACGCCUGGAACAAGUGCAUGGCUUCUUCUCUAGUCUGAAGGAGCGGGGUUCUCAGAUGCGGAGUGUCCAGGAAGCUGUUGAGACCAUCAGGCUAAACCUGCAAUGGAUGAACAGGAACCUUGCGACACUCCAAGAAUGUCUCUAAUACAAGCACUCAACCAGUCUCUGUCCUGGCAACUGGGGCACAUCAUGAAGACAACAGCAGUGUUUGCACUAUUGUAGGACUAUGUCUCCCAACUCCUCCUAUCUGAUAUGGAGUACUGUAUAAAGCCAAAGGUUGUACUCUCCCUGAUUGGAAAAGGUCCUGUGAGAGGUAGUUGCUAGCUCAGGGUGUCUCUGAUUGUGUAUUUGGCAGGGUGUUGUCAGACACCAAUUCACACUCCUCGUUCUACGCUAGGGCUGGGCGAUAUGGACAAAGUUAUAAUUAUAUAUCACGAUAUUUUUGACCGAAUACCUUGACAUCGAUAUUUUGACGAUAUUGUAGAGAUGACCAUUGGUGCUCUCACAAAAUAUUUACACAAUGGCAUUUUUGAUAAACACUCAUUAAUAAUGUGGAUUUGAUGUCCAAACAGGUAGAGACAAAUAAUGUAAUAUCUAGAACAGUCUAAUGACUUCAGAAGGAUGCAUCUCUUUACUGUAAUGCAGCCUUUAAAACCAGGAAAAGGCAGCACUUAUGUCAUAUUACAAUAUCUAAAAUCCCAGAUGAUAUCGAGUCUUGCAUCAUGGUAUCGAUAUAAUGCCCAGCCCUAUUCUAUGCUUUUGACCAAACUCCUCCUGCAUAGCUUUCACCCCAAACUUGCACCUGUACAGACAAUCCUGAUUUAUGAGCGCAGCCCUUUUCCCUUCGCUCCCCUCGCUCUUGCUGUCAACAGGUACUUUCCGAGAUGCUUGCAGUAGGUGAAAAGUGUAAAGAAUGUCCGCAGCAAACUACUUUGUAUGUACCUGUGGGGUUGUCAGUCUCUUAUUUUCACUGAGCCACCAGAUACAGCAGCAGCCAGGGGUUGCUCUUCAGACAGUAGUGAGAUGUGUGCCUAGAAUGACACAACAAAAGAGAUGAAAUUACUUUUAGAAUUUAAAAAAAAAGUCUGUUGUUGCUGUAUCAUACAGAAUCUGUAUAGAAAUACAAACUGCUUGCCACAUGUCACUCACUAAAUAACAGUCAUGCAACCUGAAGCGUUUACCAUGUGAGUAAUUGUUUGGCUGAUAAUUGUUUUACAAAUUAAAUACCUGACUUUUAUUGGUAUUAAUUGAAUGUAUGAACAAACUUAAACCACUGUGUAGAUAAUGUGCAGUGGAAGUUUAACUGAACAACCAAUGUGUCUUAAGGGAGAACAGGAAAUGCACGUAGAAGCCAAAUGUUACAUUUUUCUCAUUCAGGCGUAUUUAUAAUCCCGGUUUUGCUCACAUUGAACAAGUGUUUUUGUCGCUUUCAUUCUUUGCGUGCAGUGCAAUCAUACAGAAUUGUUCUCAAACUCGCAGUGUACUUGUAAACCUGUAAUUAUGAUGUAAAUAUGCAUUCUUGUCUCUUGUUUGGAUGUAUUAUUUUGAAGUAACUAUAUAGACUUUUGACAUUUUUCAAUUUGCUUUCCAUUGCAUAUAUUUUGUGUGUGUGUGUGUGUGUGGGGGGGGGGGAUGAACUGUACACAUAGACUUAAUCAGGAGUCUUGGUUGAAUAAUUUUUAUUCUUGUUGAUUUAGACCUCAGUUGGGGGGUCGGUUGCUGAUGAAUGUUUCGUGUUUUAAGGGCUAAUGUGCAUAUUUCAGAUAUGAAGCUUAUCGAAGAACAUCCACAUCAGACUUGAUUGUCCUUUAAUCUGUUAUCUGUGUUGUCAGAAAUGUUUAUCCCCAGCAUUACCAACAUUAGAUCAUGUUCCAGUUUUAACAAAGGAAGGCGAUUUUGAGUUGUCUUUGUAAUUUAAAGGUUUUUACAGUCCACUGCCCCAGAAUGUUGUUUGAUAAUGAUGUUGAGGAUGAUGCGUUAUUUCGAACAUGUAAAUAAGCAGGAUAUGACAUACAGAUAAGCCAUUGCUUAUUUCAUUGUAAUUAUAGCACAUUUCAUGCUAUACCUAGGGUAAAAUGUUUUUUACCUCAUCUAUUCAGUAUAUAGGUAACAUGAAACCUGGGAUGUCAGGUUUCAGUAGAUCUGGUAUUCUGUCAAAGGCCUGUCCCAUCUGCUAUGCCAGAUUGAAUGCUAUGUUAUUAGUUAACUUUUUGUCAUUGGACUUUUGGUGUGGAAGCUUUAUGUAUUCUCCCUUAGCAUGAAUUUUCAUUCAAUUUUAUAAAAAGAACAGUCAAAAUGUGACACCCAACCUCGCCCCUGUAAAACUCAUUCAACCACAGAGGAGACCUGCCCAGAGGUCUUCAGCAAUAUUUUGCAAUUCUUUGUACAGGAUGGGUGUGGUAAUGUUUGUUAAGUUUCAUACCUGGCAUUUAAUGAUCAGUUUCCUUUUGUUUGCAUUCUUUGUAAACCAUUAAGUCCUUUUCGAGUCUAAUUUAAACUUUGAAUUCCCUAGGCACGUCUACUGAAUUAAAGCUGUUGGACAAGAAGCCCCCACCCACCCAACCAUGUGAUUGAUAAAAAUUGGUAAUGAUUUUUGGAGGCGUUGUAGUGUUCAGCUUUAAGAAAGGUCUUCAAGUUGGUGUGUUGGUAUGGUCACUGAUUUGAUGAGAAUGUACUUGCAGUACCAAUUUCGCUGUUAACCCAGUCAGAGAUUUUGAUGGUCUGCCGGGUAGGUCUGUUGCCGAAAUGAUUGAAAUCAUGUGACUCCUCAUGUUAAAAAAAAUGUAAAUAAAUGUGUUU
Molecule: messenger RNA, 6141 nt
Organism: Lampris incognitus (smalleye Pacific opah)
Lineage: Eukaryota; Metazoa; Chordata; Actinopteri; Lampriformes; Lampridae
Gene: lnpep
Product: leucyl/cystinyl aminopeptidase
Exons: 22
Coding region: 380-3487 (1035 amino acids)
Biological process (GO): proteolysis; peptide catabolic process
Cellular component (GO): cytoplasm
Molecular function (GO): zinc ion binding; metalloaminopeptidase activity; peptide binding
Source: RefSeq, a predicted model, not a curated record